Messenger RNA from Echinostoma caproni, 513 nucleotides. The record is from the annotation of a GenBank genome assembly. NCBI's taxonomy places the organism in Eukaryota, Metazoa, Platyhelminthes, Trematoda, Plagiorchiida, Echinostomatidae.
AUGCCCGGCCACCCCCCACCCCGUCCUGCACCGCGUCUGAGUUUGACUCAUUCUCUCCACAAUUUCCUCAUCCCAUCAGGAUUUCGGUCUUCGGCUGACUUAAGGUCAGUAUGGGACUGGUGCACGCAAACAUACACGCACGUCUACACACCCCAUGCCUGCAGUAUGUGGACGCACGCAGCAAUGAGCUUUGCCGAAUCGGCGAUCAGCGAUGAUUCACUCCGAUCCCCUGUUACGGGGAUUUGUAUUCUACCGACACCAGAUCCCCCUCAAAGUUCAAACGGUAUCACUGUCCCUGUAAAAUCCAAUGAGCAACACAAAUUUAUCCGAUUGACAAGGUCCGCAAAAGUCAUUGAAAGGCUGGCCCGAAUCCCGAACCGCAUUGGGGAUUACGUUUGUCGACUAUGCUCGACCUGGUUCGCCGAUGCAUUCGCUCUGGCCGAACACAUGUGUCCAAGAAUGGCAAAUCUAGCCUAUCCAUGCGAUUUGUGUCCCAAAGUGAGUUCAACAUAA